This is a messenger RNA of Funneliformis mosseae, 435 nucleotides long. Lineage: Eukaryota; Fungi; Glomeromycota; Glomeromycetes; Glomerales; Glomeraceae. The record is from the annotation of a GenBank genome assembly.
AUGAAUGUAAGAUCAAACCGUGUUGAGAUAAAGACAUCUAAAUAUACAGAAGAUCCCGGAUCACUUCAAAAGGCUGCAGAUUUUAUAAAGGCUUUUAUGUUGGGAUUUGAUAUUGAUGAUGCAAUAGCAAUUUUACGUGUUGACGAUCUUUUCAUAGAUUCAUUUGACAUAAAAGAUGUAAAAAACUUGGGAGAUGAUCACUUGUCUCGUGCAAUUGGUCGUAUAGCAGGUAAAAAUGGUAAAGUGAAAUUUGCCAUUGAAAAUACUUCCAAAACAAGAAUCGUAUUGGCAGAAACAUCUGUUCAUAUUUUAGGUUCAUAUCAAAAUAUUAAGAUUGCGCGUGAUUCAGUUGUAUCAUUAAUAUUAGGUAGUCCACCAGGGAAAGUACACGCAAAUUUAAGAACAAUUACUGCCAGAAUGAAACAGAGAUUCUAA